This is a messenger RNA of Diceros bicornis minor, 5884 nucleotides long. It is a transcript of the gene PAN3, whose product is annotated as poly(A) specific ribonuclease subunit PAN3. The record is from RefSeq and is a predicted model, not a curated record. Gene Ontology annotation, biological process: mRNA processing; protein phosphorylation; nuclear-transcribed mRNA poly(A) tail shortening. Gene Ontology annotation, molecular function: metal ion binding; ATP binding; poly(A) binding. The transcript is spliced from 20 exons. NCBI's taxonomy places the organism in Eukaryota, Metazoa, Chordata, Mammalia, Perissodactyla, Rhinocerotidae. Gene Ontology annotation, cellular component: P-body; PAN complex. Bases 396 to 3116 code for a protein of 906 amino acids.
ACCAGAGCGCGAGAGAGCGAGUGGAGGCAGAAUUUAAAAAUAAACCGGCCUCUCCGCCCUCCGCACCCGUUCGCCGCCGCCGCGCCCCCUCCCCUAGCCCGCGCCCUCGAAGUCCCCGUCUGGGUCUGCGCGCCCACCCCGUCGUCCCGCGCGGCCCCUUUAAGGAAAGAGAACGAGAGAGUGAGUGAGAGAGAAUCCCAACUCUCCCCCUCCCCUCCCCUCCCUCCUACCCCCUCCUCCCUCCCCUCUCCCCUCCCCCCCCUCCCCGGGCGGCUCCGGCUCCCGCAGCGGGACCGACCCACCCGCCCAGGCUUUUAUCCGGCAUCGGCAGCGUCUUCCUUCCCUCCCCGGUCUAUGGUGGCGGCGGCAGCGGAAGACGAGGCUGCGGCGUUGCCAUGAACAGUGGCGGCGGCCUCCCGCCCCCCUCGGCCGCCGCCUCCCCUUCCUCCUCCUCGCUGGCGGCGGCAGUGGCGGUGGUGGCCCCGCCGGGGGUCGGGGGUGUCCCCGGCGGGGCGGCGGCGGGAGUGAAGCUGAAGUACUGCCGCUACUACGCUAAAGACAAGACUUGCUUCUACGGGGAGGAGUGUCAGUUCCUGCAUGAGGACCCGGCCGCCGGAGCUGCCCCAGGCCUGGGCCUCCAUAGCAACAGCGUCCCCCUGGCUCUGGCGGGCGCUCCCGUGGCCGGCUUUCCGCCCGGAGCGGUCCCGGGCGGGGGAGCCGGGCCGCCCCCGGGGCCAAAGAAGCCAGACCUGGGGGGCCCCGGGCCAGGAGUCGCAGCCAGCGGAGGAGGCAGCAGCGGAGUACUCGACGGACCGCGGUUGGCAAUUCCUGGAAUAGAUGGAGGUGCUUUAACUGAUACAAGUCUCACAGAUUCCUAUUUCAGCACCAGCUUUAUUGGAGUAAAUGGAUUUGGAAGCCCUGUAGAAACAAAGUAUCCCUUAAUGCAGAGAAUGACUAAUAGUAGCAGCUCCCCAAGCCUUCUAAAUGACAGUGCCAAGCCAUAUGCAGGCCAUGAUCCUCUAACUUCACCUGCUUCAUCUUUGUUUAAUGACUUUGGUGCCCUCAACAUCUCUCAGAGAAGAAAGCCAAGGAAGUAUCGCCUGGGCAUGCUGGAGGAGAGGCUAGUUCCGAUGGGAUCAAAGGCACGAAAAGCAAAGAACCCUAUUGGCUGCCUUGCUGACAGGUGUAAAUCAGGAGUACCAAUCAAUAUGGUUUGGUGGAACAGAGUCACAGAAAACAAUUUACAGACACCAAAUCCUACUGCAAGCGAGUUUAUUCCUAAAGGAGGAUCAACCUCCAGGCUGAGUAACGUGUCCCAGUCAAAUAUGUCUGCCUUCUCUCAAGUUUUCUCUCACCCAUCCAUGGGAAGUCCUGCUGCUGCUGGAUUAGCACCAGGAAUGUCAUUGUCUGCUGGAUCUUCCCCUCUUCAUUCCCCCAAGAUCACUCCACAUACUUCUCCUGCUCCCAGAAGAAGAAGUCACACUCCAAAUCCAGCAAAUUACAUGGUGCCUUCUAGUGCCUCUACACCUGUUAAUAAUCCUGUUUCUCAGACUCCAUCUUCUGGUCAGGUGAUCCAAAAGGAAACUGUCGGUGGGACGACUUACUUCUACACAGACACAACUCCAGCACCUUUGACUGGAAUGAGAUCUUUCAAAAAUUAUCACAGAACAGCUUGCCGAACAGAAGGUCAAAUAAUUGAGGUAUUUCCAAACUAUCAUAUUUAUCCUCCAACUGCACCUCAUGUUGCUUAUAUGCAACCAAAAGCAAAUGCACCUUCCUUCUUCAUGGCUGAUGAACUCCGACAGGAGCUGAUUAACAGACAUUUAAUAACAAUGGCUCAAAUUGAUCAAGCAGAUAUGCCAGCAGUCCCUACAGAAGUUGACAGCUACCAUAGCCUGUUCCCUCUAGAACCACUGCCACCACCCAACCGGAUACAGAAAUCAAGUAAUUUUGGAUAUAUUACAUCUUGCUACAAAGCUGUAAAUAGCAAAGAUGAUCUGCCAUAUUGCCUUCGGAGGAUACAUGGUUUUCGUCUUGUUAACACAAAGUGCAUGGUGUUGGUCGAUAUGUGGAAAAAAAUUCAGCACUCAAAUAUUGUAACCUUGCGUGAAGUAUUUACCACUAAAGCAUUUGCGGAGCCUUCUCUUGUGUUUGCAUAUGAUUUCCAUGCCGGAGGAGAAACUAUGAUGAGCAGACAUUUCAAUGACCCUAAUGCUGAUGCCUAUUUCACAAAGCGAAAGUGGGGUCAACAUGAUGGACCAUUGCCCAGACAGCAUGCUGGAUUAUUGCCAGAAUCUCUUAUUUGGGCAUAUAUUGUCCAACUGAGUUCUGCAUUGCGUACCAUUCAUACAGCAGGUUUGGCAUGUCGAGUUAUGGACCCAACAAAGAUUCUGAUAACUGGCAAAACGAGGUUGCGAGUAAAUUGUGUUGGAGUUUUUGAUGUUUUAACAUUUGAUAACAGUCAGAAUAAUAAUCCAUUGGCAUUAAUGGCUCAAUAUCAGCAAGCAGAUCUGAUAUCAUUAGGAAAAGUUGUGUUGGCUUUGGCUUGCAACUCUUUGGCAGGAAUUCAGCGAGAGAAUUUACAGAAAGCCAUGGAACUGGUGACAAUCAACUACUCCUCUGACCUGAAGAAUCUGAUUUUGUAUUUGUUGACUGACCAAAACAGGAUGCGAAGUGUAAAUGACAUCAUGCCCAUGAUUGGUGCUCGAUUUUAUACUCAAUUGGAUGCUGCUCAAAUGAGAAAUGAUGUCAUAGAGGAAGACCUUGCAAAGGAGGUUCAAAAUGGAAGACUGUUUAGGCUUCUAGCAAAAUUGGGAACAAUCAAUGAGAGGCCGGAGUUUCAGAAGGAUCCUACCUGGUCAGAGACUGGAGACCGUUAUCUGUUGAAACUUUUUAGGGAUCAUCUUUUUCAUCAGGUGACAGAAGCAGGUGCUCCUUGGAUUGACCUCAGUCAUAUCAUUUCUUGUCUUAACAAGUUAGAUGCUGGUGUGCCAGAAAAAAUAAGCCUCAUUUCCAGAGAUGAAAAGAGUGUACUUGUGGUGACUUACAGUGACUUAAAGCGCUGCUUUGAGAAUACUUUUCAAGAACUGAUUGCAGCUGCAAAUGGUCAGUUGUAGUAGUUGCUCAGAAAGCACGCAGGACAUGGCUGAGGAACUAACCAAUAGCAAAUUGCACUACAGCUGAACUGUUUUCAUCAUCUCAUUUCACAACUGGGAAACAAACAGGAGAUGAGCAAAGCUGCUUGCACUUCAGUCAGGUACACUGUUACUUGAAAGGAAGAAUGUUUCACUUCGCCUAGAGCUGUGGCUGCUGUUGGGGCCAUAUCUGUGAAGAAUUUAUUUUAGAUUAAGGAGCACCAUUAGGUGAAUGAUGUUCCGGCUUUUGUUUUUUCCACUUGUAUAUGCACUAAUUUUAAUUUUUUAAAGACUUUUUUCUGAUCUUUGAACUUUUGCCACGUUGUAUACUUAUUAAGGGAAACUAUUUGCAAGGACAUUUUUGGGAAACAAUGCUGGGCAGCAUUUUUGUCACUGAGGGUUGCAGAAUUUGCUCUUUUGAGGGUAGGUUGCCCUGAAUAACAUAAUGGACCAGGUAAAUAAUUUAUAGAAGUGCAGUAUAGUGCGUAAUUCUUCUAAGAGUAUUGUAUGCAAGCUCUGUAUGCCACCCACUGUUAGUUCAAAUUGAGAUUUGUUUUGUUUUGUUUUUAAGAACACACAAAGAGAAAUAUCAGUGAAUUGUUGGAUAUGAAUUCCCCUAUUAGUUGAUUUAAAUCCUUUCUGAAUAAGAGUGGAUAAACAGUAACUGAAGGAGCACAUAGAGCUCUAUGCUCCAAAUUCAACCAGAGCCUUUUUUUGAAAAGGUGUUUCCCUGCUAGUCAGUUACAUUUACAUUUAUGCAGUUUUUUAAUAGAAAAAAAAUUAAGAAGUUGUGUUAAAGGCCUGAAGUUCAGGAGUAUAUUGCUUUAGGUUAUUUCCAGUUUGCUUUUUUGUAUAAAGUUCUGUUCUUUGAACCACAGCUUUAUUAUGGUACUUUACACUGGAUACAGACACAAAGACACUGUUGAGAAGAUGAACUAAACACAGCAGUGGUCUGGCAUCAAGAGCUUUCUGAACUUUUACAGCCUGAAUCUGGAGGGAUAACAAUCUGCUGUGCCUUUGCAGUCACUGCUUAGCCCAAAGUAAUAGUACUUUUGAUAAUAACUAUGUGGGAUAUUCCUGAAUAAGUCAGUCUCAAAAGUUGGGAAUUUUCAUCCUCUUAACUUUCUUAAUAUUUGGACGUGCAGUUGUCGCCAAACUUGGGUAUUCAUGGAAUUUCUAGUUAAUGAAAUACCUAUACUUUGAUACUGAAGACUGCCAAAUACAUAGGAAUUUUCUUUCAUAAAAACAGUAAUGAAGACUAUAUCUCCUUUCCCAGCACUGAAUGUUUUACUAGCACUGGGUGCUCACCAUGCAACUAUGAAGAAAAUGUGGAAACUCAGAAGGUCAGGAAAGACUUCCAAGCACUUGCAACUGAUGUUACAGUCUUCAAUUUUAAUAAUUACACAUAUUUGUAGUUUUCAGAGAAGUUUUUAAUAUUUCUCUGUCCACUUUUUAUAAGCUUUAAAAUGAUUUUCUCUGCCUUGAGAUUUGCAUCAAGAAAAAGCACCUCUCUUCACCUGAAAGCUUUGAAGACUAGAGACAUGCUUUACAUGUUUUAACAAGUGUAUUUUGAGUCCACGUUUAGUAGCAUCAGUUGUUGAGUUAAAAAGAAAAUCAAUUAUUGCAUUUGAUCUGGAUGGAUUUUAAAAGGACAUAAUGUUCACUAUUCAAAGGAUAAUUAACAUUUGCCACCAUAAUGUUCUUUUUUAUGAAAGGAACAAGAACUUGGAGACAUUAACAUGCAGAAGUCUUUUAUCAUUAGCUCAUGUAUUUGAGGAAGAGCAGCUGUCUUUUUAUAUGUUUUUUGACAAAUCAUAUUGUAAUUCUUUUGUACAAAAAAGAACUACUUGUAUUCUAGAAGAAAUAUGAAAUGCUUAAUUUAUAAGCGGGCUGGAGAUUUUUUCCAAUAUUGUUUUCAUUGAAAAUGAAAGGGGAUCAUCUAUUUUAGUUUGGGGGUCUGGGAACCUUUUCAAAAUUUAAUUUGUGGACCAAUGUUUUGUGAAAGCAAAGGAAGGGCAGGGGUAAAAUAGGGCUUGAAUUUCUCAUUCUGUAUAGACCAGCAAACUUCCCUCUGCAAGGCAGGUUCAAAUCACAAACCCAAGAAUGUUUUCAUAGUUUGCUUCAGCCCCUAGUAACCUCAGGACUUGGUUUGAAUAUAAAAGGUAGACAGCUGAUAUGUUUUCAUGGGUAAAUAUUGUCAGCCAGAAAACAGUUGGUGUCAGGUAAUACAUAUUUUUUUUAAGCUUUGUUUUAUAUUUAUUUUUCCUUUAGUUUUUAUUGGGAAUGGUUUCAAUAGAACUCAUUUCUGCUUAGGUGUUUUUUGGGGGAGCCCUCUUUUACAUAGUGUAUUCCAUUUAAGAGGUUGUCUAAAAGUCUUUUUAAUUCAUAGGAAGAUUUUAAUAUCUGAGAAUUGUCAAAUUAAGGAUAUAAACUUCUCAUUCCUUCCUGUUAUGACACACAAAAGCACAGAAAGGACAACUCUUGAAAUCAUGUAAUGUGUUGGUCAUUUCAACUUUUUGUACCCAUUUUAAAUUCUGUCAGUGUAUUUACUUCAUUGUAAAUAUUUUUGAGGGUACCUUUGUAUUUUGCUUUUGACCUUGGUUCUGUGAUUUGGAUGUCAACAACUUCCCUAAAAAGCACCAGUAUGUUAAGUUCGAAUGUCAUGAUCCCAAUAUGGGUUAUUCAUGUUUAAUCCUGUUUUCAGUCUCUAUGUGUACAGCAGUAUUUUUAAUAAAGAAUUACAGAGAGUA